This is a messenger RNA of Xylaria bambusicola, 2268 nucleotides long. Its product is annotated as tetrapyrrole methylase. Gene Ontology annotation, biological process: siroheme biosynthetic process; sulfate assimilation. Lineage: Eukaryota; Fungi; Ascomycota; Sordariomycetes; Xylariales; Xylariaceae. The transcript is spliced from 2 exons. The record is from RefSeq and is a predicted model, not a curated record. Gene Ontology annotation, molecular function: uroporphyrin-III C-methyltransferase activity. The coding region runs from base 456 to 2171 and encodes 571 amino acids.
GUAAGCCGCGUCUGGUGGUUGGCUCGAUAAGCCCAGACGACAGGGAAAGAUAGCCGGCAUCUCCACAUAAUUUUUUUUCUAGUCGGCCGGCUCGGCGGACAUGCGACAUCGCAGGCCCUCAUCCCACCAUCGACGGCAUCCCACUUCGCGCGUCUUCCUCUGUAGUGUGCCCCCGCGACACAUGCCAUGUUGUUACACAAGACGCUCCACGAUAUAUGUAUUUAUUCACUCCGGCAUGGCCAACAUCGCCUUCGACUGGUCAACUCUUUCUUUUUCCCCCCAAUUCGUUUAGCUUUCAGGAAAGGAAAGCAGUCGUCGGCCACGAUCCUACUCACUUUCACUUACAGUUGAUGACCAAUCUUGGCAACCUCUAGUCUACUAUAAUCAUAAAUAUUAAUUAGUUAGGCGUGGUAUAUGCUCUCUUAAUUCCCCUCCCUUUCCAAGUCGCCCUCGAAAUGGCGCCCCGUAUCUCCCUGCUUACUGCCACAAACGCAGAAUCACAUAUUCAUUUGAUCGUUGGCUCCAACUCCUUGGCUGCUGCUCGGUGCGGUCAGUCGCUAGCCGCUGGUGCAUCGCCCAUACUCCUUGCGCCUGCGGCCACUGAGUUUCAUUACGCUCUUAAGCAAAGAGUAGACGAUGGCGAGGUCAAGUGGGUGCAGGAGGCCUUCCGAGAGACUCACCUCUUUACGCUAGGAAGGGGUGACAUCGGCCACGUGGUAGACGCCGUCUUCGUCACUACCGGCUCGAGAGAUAAUGAUCUCGCCGCUCACAUAUCCUCCCUCUGCAAGCGGAAUCGUAUCCCCAUUAACGUUGUCGACGCACCCCACCUCUGUUCCUUUUCGCUCCUCUCCACCUACACCGACGGUCCUCUCCAAAUCGGCGUUACCACAAAUGGCCGCGGUUGCAAGCUAGCGUCCAGAAUACGCCGCGAGAUUGCCGCAUUGCUCCCUCAGAACCUUGGGAGUGCUUGUCUCAGGCUAGGUGACGUUCGCAAUCGAAUACAGGAAGAAGAUCACCUGCUACAUCUAGCCCAAACCAACAGUGGUGAGAGCGAUGACUCAGUCGACCAGCCCGCAACAUUCAAUAGCCUAGUAAUCGAGGCCGACCUCGAUGCCGCCAAGAACAGGCGCAUGCGGUGGUUGAGCCAGGUUUGCGAAUACUGGCCACUGAAGCGGCUGGCCGCAAUCACCAAUGACGAUGUAUCUGCUAUACUACAGUCGUACGACACCGUCCGCUUGCCUGAACCGAUCGGCAAGCCUUCAUCAACAAAUCAAGUCCAAAGCAAAGGCCGAAUCAUCCUUGCCGGUUCAGGUCCUGGACACCCAGAUCUGUUGACUCGGGCCACUCACAAAGCCAUACAAAGCGCCGAUCUCAUCUUAGCAGACAAGCUCGUUCCUGCCGGUGUCAUGGACCUGAUACCUCGGAGGACGCCCGUCCAGAUUGCGCGCAAAUUUCCUGGUAAUGCCGACGCCGCUCAGAAUGAGCUCCAGGAGAUGGCUAUAGCCGGUGUCCGAGAAGGUAAGACAGUUCUACGGUUGAAGCAAGGCGAUCCAUACAUUUAUGGACGGGGAGGCGAAGAGGUAGAAUAUUUUCGCAACCAUGGUAUGGGUGAUAAGGUAGUUGUUUUGCCCGGGGUUACUUCCGCUCUUUCGGCGCCUCUGUUCGCCAAUAUUCCCUCCACGCAGCGAGAUGUUGCCGAUCAGGUUCUCAUCUGCACUGGUACCGGCAAGAAGGGGAAACCGCCCGUCCCACCCGAGUACACGCCAACCCGCACAGUCGUAUUCCUCAUGGCCUUACACCGCAUAGCAGGGCUCGUUGGAGAACUCACUGAAUACCCGAAGACAGAAGACCCGACAUGUGAAAACGAAGCUAGUUCGCCGGGCGUUCAAUCGCAUAUUAGCCCACCAUCAAGCCUCAGACCACUGUGGCCCCGGAGCACACCGUGUGCUGUUAUCGAGCGGGCAAGCUGUCCGGACCAAAGAGUGAUUCGGACUACAUUAGAUAAGGUCGUUGAGGCGAUCGAACAAGAGGGCAGCCGACCCCCUGGUCUUUUGGUCGUCGGACACGCCUGCGAAUUCUUAAACAAGCCGGAAAGUGGUUCCGCUUGGAAGGUCGAAGAAGGUUUCAACGGUUUAGAUAUCAUGGACACUGUACAACUAAGUGCCGCGUAGUUCUGGUUGCGGGCUGGUGUCAAAAAUAUUUCAUUGCGCACUAUGAGAGCACUAGACGGCGUUGAUGCAUAUAUCUAAUUCGAACUACCUGGUUUAC